Messenger RNA from Gongylonema pulchrum, 414 nucleotides. Lineage: Eukaryota; Metazoa; Nematoda; Chromadorea; Rhabditida; Gongylonematidae. The record is from the annotation of a GenBank genome assembly.
CCAGAAAUUAUGAGCAAAUUGGCUGGUGAAUCGGAAUCGAAUCUACGCAAAGCAUUCGAAGAAUGUGAGAAGAAUUCACCAGCAAUUUUAUUCAUCGAUGAACUUGAUGCAAUUGCACCAAAACGUGAAAAGACUCAUGGUGAAGUUGAGCGCCGUAUCGUUUCGCAACUGCUCACGCUCAUGGAUGGCUUAAAACAACGUAGCCAUGUUGUUGUGAUGGCAGCAACAAAUCGGCCGAACUCAAUCGAUCCAGCACUGCGUCGUUUCGGCCGUUUUGAUCGUGAAAUCGAUAUCGGAAUUCCGGAUGCAACCGGAAGAUUGGAAAUCCUUCGUAUUCAUACAAAAAAUAUGCGGCUUGGUGAUGAUGUUGACUUGGAACAGAUCCAUUUUCAGUUCAGUACAGGCGAUUGCUAG